Prunus armeniaca (apricot) is the source of this 309-nucleotide messenger RNA. The record is from the annotation of a GenBank genome assembly. Lineage: Eukaryota; Viridiplantae; Streptophyta; Magnoliopsida; Rosales; Rosaceae.
AUGGAUGAUUCAAAUGCGGAAGUCCAAGACCCUUUGUUAGAAAUCAACUUGGGGAAGGAAGACAACCAUCGACCGAUCUACAUCAGUGGUCUAAUGGAGCCAAAACUUCGGGCCAAGAUGGAAGAGCUUUGGAGAGAGUUCAAGGAUUGCUUCGCUUGGGAUUACACCGAGAUGCCUGGAUUGAGUCGUGACUUGGUCGAGCAUCGCCUACCAACGAUGGAAGAUUUCAAGCCCUUUAAGCAGCCGCCCCGCCGGAUGUCGGUGGAAGUAGAGUUACAAGUUAAAGAAAUAGGCCAGCUAGAUAUGUAG